Molecule: messenger RNA, 1122 nt
Organism: Annulohypoxylon truncatum
Lineage: Eukaryota; Fungi; Ascomycota; Sordariomycetes; Xylariales; Hypoxylaceae
Exons: 6
Coding region: 1-1122 (373 amino acids)
Source: RefSeq, a predicted model, not a curated record
AUGUCUAAACAGAUACAGUACUACCAGAAACCUGUACAUGUUGUCGGCACGUGUAUAUUUUUGUCGGUGGUGGACAUAAUAGUGGUAGGGCUGAGAUUCAAGGUGCGGAAACUCCAGAAGUUGCCCGUAGGGCCAGAUGACUGGAUCAUAAUACCGGCUUUGCUUAUGACAGUGCUUAUGGCAGUCGACAUAGUGUACGGGGUUUUUCAAAAAGCGCUUGCGUGCCAAACUGAAGUACCACCUGGAUCUACUACCGACCUCACAUUCGACAUCAUCACGAAUCAAAUUCUAUUAUCUUUUAAGAUUGGAUACAUGUUUAAUAUAGCGUUUGUCUUAGCAAUUGGUCUCAUCAAAGCCAGUGUGCUCCUCUUUUACCUUCGAAUAUUUUCUAUUAUGAAAAGCAAAGUCCGCGCGGUCCUCAUUACGUUAAUCACCAUUGUUGCUAUGUGGGUAAUAGCCUGGCUUUUUGAGUCGAUCUUUAACUGCAAGCUGAAUUUCUGGGCCGUUUGGGGGACAUCUCAAGACCUUAAAACGAAGUGUGUGAACUUCUUUGGUGCCGAUCUAGCACUCUGUGUCACGGACUUCAUCAUAGAUAUCGUGAUAAUCGCUUUCCCUAUUCCACUUAUAUGGCACUUAAAUGUAUCAACUCGUAGAAAAGUCGCGACGAGUGGCAUAUUCCUGCUGGGAAUUGCUACGAUUAUAACCUCACUGAUUCGGGUUAUUAUGUCGGCUCGAAUCGUUGCAAUUGGCUUAGCCACCGAUUCAGACCAAGUUCUCACGAUUACCGUUUAUCUCUACUGGGGGAUGGUUGAAUGCGGCAUUGGUGUAGUUGUCGCUUGCCUUCCGACAUUAGCUUUCCUCUUCAAGGACUUUACCUGGAGAUCUAUCAGGGUCACCAUGAGACGCCCCUUUACUAGGACCCCUCAAAGUUCAACAAGCCUAGACCAUGAUUCUAUUUAUGUACAGGGUUUGACACAUGAUAUCUACAAGAGAGCGACCAGCUCAUCUAACGGGUCAAAUUCAAGCUCAAGACCACGACUGUCGAAUAUUGGCGACGAUCCUAUACAUGACCCAGAAUUCUAUUCUAUGAAGGACAUCAUCAGGGCCAGAGAGUCCGUAUAA